GUUUUUCCUUUCACCUCUUAGGAAGCCAUGAAUGCGUCAGGAGUCAACAAAGUGACUGAAUUCAUACUCCUGAGUUUUCCCUGCUCUAGAGAGGUUCAGGUCCUCCUCUUUGUGCUGUUCUUUGUGUCCUACAUCCUGACACUGAUGGGGAACGGGGCCAUUGUCUGUGCAGUGAAGCUGGAUCACAGACUCCACACCCCCAUGUACACGCUGUUGGCCAACUUCUCAUUCCUAGAGAUCUGUUACGUCAACACCACCGUUCCCAAUAUGUUAAGGAACUUUCUCUCUGAGACCAAAACCAUCUCUUUCACUGCCUGCUUCCUCCAGUUUUACUUCUUCUUCUCUAUGGGCACAACUGAGACCUUCUUACUGCCCCUCCUGGCUUUUGAUCGGUACCUGGCCAUCUGCCGACCUCUCCACUAUCCUACCAUCAUGAGCAGCCAUCUCUGCAUGAACUUGGUGGUCCUCUGCUGGGUAACAGCCUUCCUCUGCUAUCCAGUCCCUAUAUAUCUUAUCACACAACUUCCCUUUUGUGGCCCCAAUACCAUUGACCACUUUGUCUGUGACCCUGGUCCUUUACUGGCCCUCUCUUGCAUCCCUGCCCCUGGAAUUGAGCUCUCCUGUUCCAUAUUGAGCUCUCUUAUUAUCUUCAUCACUUUUUUCUUCAUCCUUGGGUCUUACACCCUGGUUCUCAGAGCAGUGUUGCGUGUCCCUUCAGCAGCUGGCAGACGUAAGGCCUUCUCCACCUGUGGUUCCCACCUGGCUGUAGUGUCUCUGUUCUAUGGAACCCUCAUGGUGAUGUACAUCAGCCCAACCUCUGGAAAUCCAGCUGGGAUACAGAAGAUUGUCACCUUGUUGUACUCAUCAGUGACGCCACUUGUAAACCCUCUGAUCUACAGUCUCCGGAACAAGGACAUGAAGGCUGCCUUGAGAAAAAUUCAGAUGUGCACAAAAAUUAGUCAGAGUAAGUGAGAGCCCAUGGGUGGUUCAAGAUCAGAAUU
This is a messenger RNA of Sus scrofa (pig), 1001 nucleotides long. Its product is annotated as olfactory receptor 11H6-like. Gene Ontology annotation, biological process: G protein-coupled receptor signaling pathway. The record is from RefSeq and is a predicted model, not a curated record. NCBI's taxonomy places the organism in Eukaryota, Metazoa, Chordata, Mammalia, Artiodactyla, Suidae. Gene Ontology annotation, cellular component: membrane. Gene Ontology annotation, molecular function: olfactory receptor activity; G protein-coupled receptor activity.